AUGAAGAUGCUUCUCAAUCUUCUCAUCCUUCCUAUUUUGUUGGCGGGCGCCGCUCCGAUUAGCCCCGUCCUCGCCGACACCCUUACUCUAUUCUCUAGUUCCCAGAAACUCAGCAACCUCAACAUCACUAGCUGCAGUCUGAACAACGUCUCCCCACCACUCAACAAAACAACCAUCGCGCUUUCUGCGCCAGAGACAAACGGAACACUUCAAUAUGUCGCUCUUGGACGGGGAACCCAAAACUACAGCUGCGCUGGUGCAACGACCCCAUCCGCCAUUGGAGCCACCGCCACGCUCUUCGAUGUCUCAUGCGCUGCGGCCGCUGACUCUAACCUUCUCGCCGAACUGCCCGUUGUUGCCGCCAAGAUGCCACUUGAUGCUGCUGUCCUCGCUGCCUUGACGGUCAAACGACUCACCGACUCGGUUUUAGCUGGUAAUAAUGAUCAGAAUAAUGAGAUUAUCGUAGGCCAGCACUUCUUCGUGGAUGCGACUACGCCGACAUUUGACUUCAGGCCAUUUGGGAAUCAGCAGUGGAUAGAGUCGCAGAAGCUGGAGAGCGUGAGUGCCCCGGGGAGUGCGGUCGAAGGAUCGGUGGCGUGGUUGAAGCUUGGAUAUAAGGAUGGCCUGGGUAUUCAUCAAGUCUAUCGUGUCCUGACUGCCGGUGGUAGCGCUCCAGCGACUUGCGACGGUCACAAGGGAACUUUUGAAGUUGACUAUGCUGCUGUUUACUACUUCUACACGUAA
Molecule: messenger RNA, 744 nt
Organism: Talaromyces proteolyticus
Lineage: Eukaryota; Fungi; Ascomycota; Eurotiomycetes; Eurotiales; Trichocomaceae
Product: malate dehydrogenase
Exons: 2
Coding region: 1-744 (247 amino acids)
Source: RefSeq, a predicted model, not a curated record